Molecule: messenger RNA, 1637 nt
Organism: Eleginops maclovinus (Patagonian blennie)
Lineage: Eukaryota; Metazoa; Chordata; Actinopteri; Perciformes; Eleginopidae
Gene: ssbp1
Product: single-stranded DNA binding protein 1
Exons: 7
Coding region: 136-579 (147 amino acids)
Biological process (GO): mitochondrial DNA replication; positive regulation of helicase activity
Cellular component (GO): mitochondrial nucleoid
Molecular function (GO): single-stranded DNA binding
Source: RefSeq, a predicted model, not a curated record
CGACUUCCGGUAGAUUGCCGGACCUAUGUGGGAGACGGACAGGAAACAGCGUGAGGUUACCGAAGUCUGCUCUGAAGUGUUGCUCCUGAUCACUCUCUUAAAAGUCCUCAGAGCUGUCGGUGCACUGCAGACAAGAUGUUGAGAAACGCCUCUGCACAGAUCUUCAGGCAGGUGGUGAGAUAUAGGAGCACAGACACCAGCCUUAUCCUGGAAAGAUCGAUAAACCGGGUGCAACUGUUGGGCCGAGUGGGUCAGGACCCGGUGAUGAGACAGGUGGAGGGUCGUAACCCCGUCACCAUCUUCUCAAUAGCGACUAAUGAAAUGUGGCGCUCUGGAGAGGGAGAGACAAACGCAACAGGUGACAUCAGUCAGAAGACGACGUGGCACAGAGUGUCCGUAUUCAAACCAGGUCUGAGAGACGUGGCUUACCAGUACGUGAAGAAAGGUUCCAGGAUCCUGGUGGAGGGGAAACUGGACUACGGAGAAUACGUGGACAAGAACCAAGUCAGACGUCAGGCCACCACCAUCAUCGCAGACAACAUCGUCUUCCUGAGUGACAACAUUCGAGAAAGAACCUGAAGCCCUCUCCUCUUUGUCUCCACCCGACAAGACAAAUUCUUCUUUUCUUUUUUUCUCUUGUUUAUACAAAAAUAAGACUGGGAACCUGAAGUUAACCAAGUAAAGGACUCAGCCAAAGAGAAGAAGGGACAGGAUAAACUGCGACACUCACGUCAUUAACUGUGGCACUUCCUGCUGGCUAAAAGCAUCAAGAGAAGCAGAAAGAACCCACCUGUGAAGUAUAAAAACACACAUUGAUUGCAUCGAUUAUUUCAUUGUGUUACCUGUACAAUAAUGUUGCAAGGAUAGAUCUCAUGCCCUGUUUGCAAGUUUUAUGUGUGAGAUAAUGUUGGAAAUAAGAGUUAGAGAGAUGAAAAUACACUGAGAGAAAGUUUCACUGUAUUAGCAGAUUCAGUACAAGAGGUUGUAGAAGUUGUUGUUAUGAUUUGUUUGCAUCAGUUCAUACAACAUCUCUUCAGCCUCAAUAAAGAACAAAUUGUUUCUUGGUUAAGGAAGACGAUACAUUUCUUGAAUUCAUCUUUAAGGACAUAUUUGCAGCUGCAAGUUAUCCAUAGUUAUUUCACAGGAUUUGUUAACUAUUGGAGAAAUACAGGUUAUCAACAGAUGUAUUAUUUAAACAAAGUGAAGCAUUUGUUGCACCGGUCUGAUUUGUCUGUGUUAAAUGUAUUUCUUGCACUUCUCUUUAUGCAAAUAUCUUGUGAAAGAAGGUGGUUUAACUGGACAGAAAUAUGCAGAUGAUUUGAAACUCUUUAGAGUAAAAAAAGACGAGUAAGAGACAAGCAUGCAGGACGCACGUUCAAUUAAUUUUGCCAUUUUCUUCUCGUUCCUCCUUUAUUUUUGUUUUUGUGUUCAUAACCCUGAGGAGUACAGAAAUACAGGACAUUGUUUGUUUUCUAGUGUGAUAUCUACUCGUGUUUUCUGCUUUGUCACUUUUCUGUCAGUUGUUAUCUCUCUGAUCUGGGCACCAUUUCCUUCCUAGGCCGAGACCAGUUCUAUCUAUCAUCACUGUUGGUUAAUUUCUCUGUAAUGGUCGUUAUAAUACACCUUUUUUUCUAAAA